CUGGCGCUGGCACCAGCUGAGGAGCUGGCGGUGGAGGCGGCGGCGGCCGAGGUGGCCGGGAGCGAGCUGUGCUGCAGGUGUUGGGCCGGGAAGAAGGGGAGCCACAGCAGCCCCCGGCCCUGCACUGAAGGCACUUCUGCUGCUAUCCACCCUUCCCCACUUUCUGGAGAUGGCGGGUGAAAUCACCGACACUGGAGAGCUCUAUUCUCCCUAUGUUGGGCUGGUGUACAUGUUUAACCUCAUCGUGGGCACUGGCGCGCUCACCAUGCCCAAAGCCUUCGCCACUGCUGGGUGGCUUGUGAGCCUCAUCCUGCUGGUGUUCCUGGGCUUCAUGAGCUUUGUAACGACCACCUUUGUGAUGGAGGCUAUGGCCGCAGCCAACGCACAGCUCCGCUGGAAGAGGAUGGAAACCCACAAGGAGGAAGAUGACGAGGACUCCUCCACGGCCUCGGACAGUGAUGUCCUUAGCCAGGACAACUACGAGCGGGCAGAGAAACGGCCCAUCCUGUCUGUGCAGAGACGUGCAUCUCCCAACCUUUUUGAAAUCACAGACCGUGUGGAGAUGGGACAGAUGGCCUCUAUGUUCUUCAAUAAAGUGGGGGUCAACUUAUUCUAUUUCUGCAUCAUCAUUUACCUGUACGGGGACCUGGCCAUCUAUGCCGCAGCUGUGCCCUUCUCCCUCAUGCAGGUGACGUGCAGUGCUGCUGGAAAUGACUCGUGUGACGUGGAGAAAGACACUAAAUCCAACGACACUGAUCUGUGCUGGGGGCCCCUGCGCAGAAUAGACGCCUACCGCAUCUACCUGGCUGUCUUCACACUCUUCCUUGGACCUUUCACCUUCUUCGACGUCCAGAAGACCAAGUACCUGCAGAUCCUGACCUCCCUGAUGAGAUGGAUUGCCUUUGCCAUCAUGAUCGUUCUGGCCCUGGUCCGCAUCGGGAAGGGGCAAGGAGAGGGGCACCCGCCCCUGGCCGACCUCUCCGGGGUGCGGAACCUCUUCGGGGUGUGCGUCUACUCCUUCAUGUGCCAGCACUCCCUGCCAUCCCUCGUCACGCCCGUCUCCUCCAAACGCCACCUCACGCGCCUCGUGUUCCUGGACUACGUGCUGAUCCUGGCCUUCUACGGGCUCCUCUCCUUCACGGCCAUCUUCUGCUUCCGUGGCGACAGCUUCCAGGACAUGUACACCCUCAACUUCGCCCGCUGCGACGUGGUGAGGCUGGCCGCCGUCCGCUUCUUCCUGGGCCUCUUUCCCGUCUUCACCAUCAGCACCAACUUCCCCAUCAUCGCCGUGACCCUGCGCAACAACUGGAAGACGCUCUUCCACCGGGAGGGCGGCGCCUACCCGUGGGUGGUGGACCGCGUGGUGUUCCCCACCAUCACCCUGGCGCCCCCCGUGCUGGUGGCCUUCUGCACCCACGACCUGGAGUCCCUGGUGGGCAUCACCGGAGCCUACGCGGGCACCGGCAUCCAGUACGUGAUCCCCGCCUUCCUGGUGUACCACUGCCGCAAGGACACCCAGCUGGCCUUCGGCUACGGGACGGUCAACAGGCACUGGUCCCCGUUCCGCCACACCUUCUGGGUGGGCUUCGUGCUGCUCUGGGCCUUCUCCUGCUUCUUCUUUGUCACGGCCAACAUUGUCCUCAGUGAGACGAAGCUCUGAGGGCAGCGGGGCUGGGACCUCAGCCCUGGCCUCCCCACCACCGAGCAAGAUGCUCAUUCCACGAUGGCCCCCUGCCCACCCAGGACGCUCCCGGUCUGUGUCCUCGGUCUCGCCCAGCGGGGCAGCACGUGGCUGCUCCUAGGUUGCAGGAUGCACCCCCCCCCGCCCCACUCCACCCCACCAUUCGAGGCAGGCUCCUCUGUGGUGGAGACGCAGUGCUGGCACUGCUGCUAUUUAUGCCAGCCUCGGUGUUCCCUCCCUGCUCCCUCUUGCGUCCUUGUCUGUCCUCGAGUAGCCGCUGCCUCUCAAAGCCCAGGCCCUGGCCAUCCUAACGUGGCCUGCCGGGAAGCGCCAGGGCCCAGCUGCUGCCAGGCCCGACAGUGGCUAAAUGCUGCUCCUGGGGGAGGGCCUGGCGCACCCCGGGCACAAGAACAGGAAGUGCUAAUUGGCCUCAGAAUUUCUAGACUAGAGCUGUGAGGGCCCUUGCUGUGGGUGCCAACCCGGGGACAGCAGCCAUGGACUGUGCCUUCCGCGGGGCACCCCGCAGCCCGUAAGCUGGCUUAACGCCCUUGGCUUGUGACCCCCCCGAGUGGAACUCCCUGCUCCCUGGCCACCCCACAAUGGGGAGUCCUUGGGGCCUCCCACAGUAAGGAGCUGCCCCCCCCGUGGCAUAGUGCCCUGGGCACCUGUAGAAGAUCAGCCCAGAUUGCCUCAACGCUGCACCCCAACACUAAAGGGGCACCCCCACGGACUUGACUGUGGGUGCUCACUGUCCACACUGCCUCGGGCUGCUGUGAGAUAGGAGAAGGCCAGUCCCCCCUUCCCUCCCCCCCCGCCCCUCCCCCACCGUCCCCCUCCCAAUCAUGCAUGCACCUGCCUCCCCAGCACAGGUGACAACAAACUCCACAUUUGCCAUGUGCCUUCUGUUUCGGCCCUGGGGGUGGGGAGCCGCCUCUGGGGAGUUUGGGGGCCCUCCGGUGCCCGUUCCUCCUCUCGAUUUCAGUGCCUUGUUCCCCACUCCUGAGGAAAGCCACCUUCCCCCUCCCACUUCUCGUCUCACCUCACAUUUAAAGCCGGGGCAGUGCCACAAGGCUGGGUGCCCUCCCCCCCCCACCUUGGGAAUCAGGGGAGCUGCAAAGACCAGAAUCCGCAGGCAGCGCCCCCACCUCCCACCUCUGCCUUCAACAUCCACACCUCGAAGAGACCCCGGGGCGCGAUCGGCCGCAGCCUGCCUCACCGUGUCACCUUUGCAGUCCCCACCACUGUCCCCCCAUAAGGUCAUUUCCCACCCAUGUGAAAAACACACGCACCCGCCAUUACCCCAUCU
Dipodomys ordii (Ord's kangaroo rat) is the source of this 2987-nucleotide messenger RNA. It is a transcript of the gene Slc38a12, whose product is annotated as transmembrane protein 104. NCBI's taxonomy places the organism in Eukaryota, Metazoa, Chordata, Mammalia, Rodentia, Heteromyidae. The record is from RefSeq and is a predicted model, not a curated record. The transcript is spliced from 10 exons. The coding region runs from base 170 to 1660 and encodes 496 amino acids.